CAGUGACGUCACCGGCGCUCGCGCGCCCCCCGGCGGCCGCGCUCUCAGGCUGGCCCGGAGGUCCCUGCACGACCCGAGGGGGCGGCGGGCGGCGGGCGGCGGGCGGCGGGCAGCGGCGGCCCUCCGAGCUCGGUCCCUCGCGCCCCGUCCCGGGCCGACGGCGGAUGGGCGGCCCCAGGCCGCGAGGCGGCAGCCGGGGCGCGAGCGGUAGCCGGGGCCGCGCAGGGCGAGCGCGCGCGGGGGCCUCGGCGCGGCCGGGCGGGGCGCGGGCCGGCGGGCGGGGAGGGCGCCCCGCGUCCGAGCCUCGGGCCGGGCCCUGACGCCGCGCGGGCCCCGCGCCGCCACUCCCGCGCCAUGGCGGAGACCAAGAUCAUCUACCACAUGGACGAGGAGGAGACGCCGUACCUGGUGAAGCUGCCCGUGGCGCCCGAGCGCGUCACGCUGGCCGACUUCAAGAACGUGCUGAGCAACCGGCCCGUGCACGCCUACAAAUUCUUCUUCAAGUCCAUGGACCAGGACUUCGGGGUGGUAAAGGAGGAGAUCUCUGACGACAAUGCCAAGCUGCCCUGCUUCAAUGGCCGGGUGGUGUCCUGGCUGGUACUGGCUGAGGGUGCCCACUCGGAUGCGGGGUCUCAGGGCACUGACAGCCACACGGACCUUCCCCCACCCCUCGAGCGGACAGGUGGCAUCGGGGACUCACGGCCCCCCUCCUUUCAUCCAAAUGUGGCCAGCAGUCGUGAUGGGAUGGACAACGAGACAGGCACAGAGUCUAUGCUCAGUCAUCGGCGGGAGCGAGGCCGACGCCGGAACCGCGAUGAGGCCGCCCGGGCCAAUGGGCACCCACGGGGGGACCGGCGGCGGGACUUGGGGCUACCCCCGGACAGCGCAUCCACUGCACUUAGCAGCGAGCUUGAGUCCAGCAGCUUCAUCGACUCUGAUGAGGAGGACAACACAAGCCGGCUGAGCAGCUCUACGGAGCAGAGCACCUCCUCCCGGCUCAUCCGGAAGCACAAGCGCCGGAGGCGGAAGCAGCGCUUGAGGCAGACUGACAGGGCCUCCUCCUUCAGCAGCAUUACCGACUCCACCAUGUCGCUCAACAUCAUCACCGUCACGCUCAACAUGGAGAGACACCACUUUCUGGGCAUCAGCAUUGUGGGCCAGAGCAAUGACCGGGGCGACGGUGGCAUCUACAUCGGCUCCAUCAUGAAGGGCGGGGCUGUGGCCGCCGAUGGCCGCAUCGAGCCAGGCGACAUGCUGCUGCAGGUGAAUGACGUCAACUUCGAGAACAUGAGCAAUGACGAUGCCGUGAGGGUGCUGCGGGAGAUCGUGUCCCAGACGGGGCCCAUCAGCCUCACAGUGGCCAAGUGCUGGGACCCCACGCCUCGGAGCUACUUCACCAUCCCGAGGGCCGACCCCGUGCGGCCCAUCGACCCGGCUGCCUGGCUGUCGCACACGGCCGCCCUGACAGGUGCCCUGCCCCGCUAUGGUACGAGCCCUUGCUCCAGUGCCGUCACUCGCACCAGCUCCUCCUCACUAACCAGCUCAGUGCCUGGUGCCCCACAGCUGGAAGAGACACCCCUGACAGUGAAGAGUGACAUGAGCGCCGUAGUCCGAGUCAUGCAGUUACCUGACUCGGGACUGGAGAUCCGUGAUCGCAUGUGGCUCAAGAUCACCAUAGCCAAUGCUGUUAUUGGGGCAGAUGUGGUGGACUGGCUGUACACACAUGUGGAGGGCUUCAAGGAGCGGCGGGAGGCCCGGAAGUACGCCAGCAGCAUGCUGAAGCAUGGCUUCCUGCGGCACACGGUCAACAAGAUCACCUUUUCUGAGCAGUGCUACUAUGUCUUCGGGGACCUGUGCGGCAAUCUCGCAGCCCUGAACCUCAACAGCGGCUCCAGCGGAGCCUCAGAUCAGGACACCCUGGCCCCUCUGCCCCACCCACCUGCACCCUGGCCCCUAGGUCAGGGCUACCCCUACCAGUACCCUGGGCCCCCACCCUGCUUCCCACCUGCCUACCAGGACCCUGGCUUCAGCUAUGGCAGCGGCAGUGCUGGAAGUCAGCAAAGCGAAGGGAGCAAAAGCAGUGGGUCUACGCGGAGCAGCCGUCGGGCCACAGGCCGAGAAAAGGAGCGCCGGGCAGCUGGCGCUGGGGGCAGCGGCAGUGAAUCAGAUCCCACGGCACCAAGCGGGUCAGGCAGCACGGGCUGGCAGGAGCGCCCCGCUAGCCAGCUUAGCCGUGGCAGCAGUCCUCGCAGCCAGGCUUCCACCGUUGCCCCAGGGCUCCCCCCAUUGCACCCCCUGACAAAGGCCUAUGCCAUGGUAGGGGGACCCCCAGGAGGGCCGCCCGUCCGGGAGCUGGCUGCCGUCCCUCCAGAGUUGACAGGCAGCCGCCAAUCCUUCCAGAAGGCCAUGGGGAACCCCUGUGAGUUCUUUGUGGACAUCAUGUAACCGGUGGCCAGUGCCUUCGGCCCUGCGCAAAGCAGGGGAAACCUAUGGUCCAGCGGGCUUGUCUUAGUGGCUGGCAGCCAGCUGGGACAGAGCAGAAGUGGGGUGCAGGGGCAGGGUAGGGAAGAGGGGCUGAGGGCACCCACACUGCCGUGAUCUGGGCUUGGCCUGCUUCUUGCUUCCCAGGGCUUCCUAGUGGAGCAGCCCUGUCCCUGCAGACCUGUGUUUGUUCUCAUGCAGGUGUGACGGGGAACAUGAGCCUCGGGCUCCCAGACCUCUUCAGGAUGGGAAAGACCCUUUUGGGCUCCAUGUUUCUCCCCACUCUCCCAGAGCUGCACACAGGGUCACACGCUAAUCCAGGCUCACAGGCCUCCACCCAGUUCAGAGGCCUUGCCCUUCAGACCCGGGGAGGGGCUUCUAGGAGUCAGAUGGAGUCCCCGGGCCUCUGGCUGUCCACGUGGGAUAUAACUUAUUUAUUUAUUGCUGGCCGCCUGCUCUGGGGGUGGCAGCCAGCCACCAGCUGGGGCAUUUUGCAUGCUCCCCCUUCCCUACUGGGACCCAGAGCAAGCAUGAGGAACACAGGCUCUGGCAGAAAGUACGUGGGGGACAGGUGGUGGGGGAUACAGGAGAGGCUGGUGUCUGCAUACCACGUCCUAGCCUUGGCUGAAGGGUAGUGUCAUGCGCAGAUGCUGCAGGCCCUUGCUCUAGGGGGAUGGCAGCCAGCACACGAGGUCCUCAGUGGCCAUCUUCCGGUGCAUGCCGCUGCCUUCCCGAGGCCCCAUGCACCUAUGCUGUAGAUACUGUGUCAAAGUCUGAGUGUCUGGGUAGUUCCUGUAGAGCUGCUUCCGUGUAAAUGCUGCUUCUGUGUAAAUGCUAUUUUAAACACUAAAAAGCAUUUAAUUUUAUGGGA
Molecule: messenger RNA, 3352 nt
Organism: Perognathus longimembris pacificus (Pacific pocket mouse)
Lineage: Eukaryota; Metazoa; Chordata; Mammalia; Rodentia; Heteromyidae
Gene: Dvl1
Product: dishevelled segment polarity protein 1
Exons: 15
Coding region: 355-2445 (696 amino acids)
Biological process (GO): intracellular signal transduction; canonical Wnt signaling pathway
Cellular component (GO): cytosol
Molecular function (GO): frizzled binding
Source: RefSeq, a predicted model, not a curated record